Molecule: messenger RNA, 1039 nt
Organism: Orycteropus afer afer
Lineage: Eukaryota; Metazoa; Chordata; Mammalia; Tubulidentata; Orycteropodidae
Gene: LASP1
Product: LIM and SH3 protein 1
Cellular component (GO): focal adhesion
Molecular function (GO): actin filament binding
Source: RefSeq, a predicted model, not a curated record
AUGAAUCCCAAUUGCGCCCGGUGCGGGAAGAUUGUGUACCCCACGGAGAAGGUGAACUGUCUGGAUAAGUUCUGGCAUAAAGCAUGCUUCCACUGCGAGAGCUGCAAGAUGACCCUCAACAUGAAGAACUACAAGGGCUAUGAGAAGAAGCCCUACUGCAAUGCACACUACCCCAAGCAGUCCUUCACCAUGGUGGCUGACACCCCGGAAAACCUCCGCCUCAAGCAGCAGAGUGAGCUCCAGAGUCAGGUGCGCUACAAGGAAGAGUUUGAGAAGAACAAGGGCAAAGGCUUCAGCGUGGUGGCAGACACACCCGAACUCCAGAGAAUUAAGAAGACCCAGGACCAGAUCAGUAAUAUAAAAUACCACGAGGAGUUUGAGAAGAGUCGUAUGGGCCCCAGUGGGGGUGAAGGCGCAGAGCCAGAGCGCAGGGAAUCUCAAGACAGCAGCAGCUACCGGAGGCCCCAGGAGCACCAGCAGCCGCCGCCACACCACAUCCCAACCAGCGCCCCAGUUUACCAGCAGCCCCAGCAGCAGCAGCUGGCCCAAUCCUACGGUGGCUACAAGGAGCCUGCAGCCCCUGUCUCCAUACAGCGCAGCACCCCAGGCGGGGGUGGGAAGCGGUACCGCGCCGUGUAUGACUACAGCGCAGCCGAUGAGGACGAGGUCUCCUUCCAGGAUGGGGACACCAUCAUCAAUGUGCAGCAGAUCGAUGACGGCUGGAUGUACGGGACCGUGGAGCGCACUGGCGACACGGGCAUGCUGCCAGCCAACUACGUGGAGGCCAUCUGAGCCUGGCCCGCUGGCAGCGCCCCGCCCCACCUUCCGUCUUCAGUGCAUUCCACAGCAUCGCAUCCAUCCUGAAGUGGCCAUCGCCCCUCAGGAAUCUCUGUUUUUUUUAAAUCUGCGACAGCUUGUUUCUUCCCACUCCCCCUUCCAGCUUCUUUUGUCAACUGAAGCCUUGUUCUGCCACUCCCGCGGGCUCCUUUCUCUGGCUGGUUAUCCCCUUGACCAACUUCUGGGUCAUCUCUCUGGAUGG